Messenger RNA from Cryptosporidium ubiquitum, 960 nucleotides. RefSeq lists its product as uncharacterized. Lineage: Eukaryota; Apicomplexa; Conoidasida; Eucoccidiorida; Cryptosporidiidae. The record is from RefSeq and is a predicted model, not a curated record. The transcript has a single exon. The coding region runs from base 1 to 960 and encodes 319 amino acids.
AUGCUAGGUUAUAGUGGUCUUUCAAUAGGAAUAAGCGACGUGAAAAAAGUGCAAAUUUCUCAAGCAAAUCCAGUUCAACUUUCGAAUAUUCUUCUAAACUUGCGUUAUAAAGCGUUUUCAGAGUUAAGCAACACAAUUUACACAUAUCAAUCAGAUUACCAAUAUCAGUACAAGUAUUACUUGGCAAAGUUGUCACGUUAUGAAGAUUUAGAACAUACUGUUACACUCAAGCUCUGUUCAAUGUUACCUGAAGUUAGGCAAAGGAUAAACUCGGGUUCAACUCUAAUAUUACAAAAUUACUCUGACGAGGAAAUAUACUACUCACAGUACCCAAUCCCACACAAUAUAUUUGUGGAUGAGAUACCUAUUUUCAGAGAAUUUACUUUUUUUCUUUCACUUAGAAGGUCAUUGUUAGAUUUAAGAAAAAAAAUAUGGAGACUCUAUAGUAUAAUAGAAACUAAGAGCUCAGCUAUAAAGCUUUGGGAAAGUGAAUACCAAGAAGCAAUACUAGAAAAGGCUGAAAACGAAUAUAUUUAUGGCUUAACAACCAACGAUUAUGGAAGAAAUAUUAAGGAUUAUGCAGAAAAGCUUAAGCAAAAAAGGUCUACUGAGUUCAGAAAAGCUAAAGAAAUGAUCGUUCUAAAUAAUCUAGAGAACAGGAAUAAUGAGGAACUUGAAAAAAUUUACAGUGACAAUGAGAAUGAUCACACUAAGCAAAGGGAUAGCUGCUUGAUCCUACCAAUUAAGAGAAGAGUUAGUCUUCAUUGUUCAGUCAAAUCAGAAAGUCCGAGCCGGGAGGCUCAUCGACGGGAAAGCCCCAAUAAAAAUCUGAAUGCGGGGAGAAAUUCAAAGAAAGUUGGAAAUAUAGAUAAUGAGGUAGAUUCGAUAAUUCCAGACUCCAAUAGGAUCAAAAAAAAGUUAAAUAAGCUUCCUCCAAAGCCCGAAAAAACCGAACUAUAG